AGUUAAUUUUAAACCUGGACAAGAUGGCGGAGGGAGACGCGGCUCGGUACGGGCAGCGAGAGGAACAGCCUCGGUUUCAACCGGACUUGACAGGAGAGAGCUAUGAGGAUGCAGAAGAGAAUGCCUCUUUGGAUGCUGAUGAAGUGACUACUGAAGAGCCAUGCCCAGUACAGAUAGUUCUCGCUCAUGAAGAUGACCAUAAUUUUGAACUGGAUGAAUCAGCAUUGGAGAGAAUCUUGCUUCAGGAGCAUAUAAGAGACCUCAACAUAGUAGUAGUUUCUGUUGCUGGUGCAUUCCGUAAAGGCAAAUCAUUUCUCUUGGAUUUCAUGCUUAGGUAUAUGUAUAACAAGGAGUCAUCUUCUUGGAUAGGUGGAAGUAGUGAACCUUUGACUGGCUUUACGUGGAGAGGAGGGUGUGAGAGAGAAACAACUGGCAUUCAGAUUUGGAGUGAAGUAUUCAUAAUUCCCAAACCUGAUGGGACAAAGGUUGCUGUAUUACUAAUGGAUACCCAAGGUGCUUUUGAUAGUCAAUCAACUAUCAAAGACUGUGCAACCGUAUUUGCUUUAAGCACCAUGACAAGUUCAGUCCAGGUAUACAAUCUAUCACAGAACAUCCAAGAAGAUGAUCUUCAGCAUUUGCAAAAUAACCAAAAUAUUCUAGAAUUUGGUUCUGGUAUGCUUGUACGUAUACCAAAUUUUCCUCCUAAACAAUUUCUAGAAAAGCGAUUGCAGGUAAAAUUGCACCAGCACGAAGAGCUUCAGAAUGUAAGGAAGCACAUUCACUCAUGUUUCAGUAACCUAGGCUGUUUCCUGUUGCCGCACCCUGGUCUUAAAGUUGCAACUAACCCAAGUUUUGAUGGGAGACUAAAUGAUAUUGAUGAAGAGUUUAAGAAAGAAUUGCGGGGUCUGAUUCCUUUGCUGCUUGCUCCUGAAAAUCUGGUAGAAAAAGAAAUUAGUGGCUCAAAAGUGACUUGUAGAGAUCUUGUGCAAUAUUUUAAGGCUUAUAUUAAAAUCUAUCAAGGAGAGGAAUUACCUCAUCCUAAAUCAAUGCUGCAGGCAACAGCAGAAGCCAACAACCUUGCUGCAGUAGCUGGUGCAAAAGAUACUUACAACAAAGAAAUGGAACAGGUUUGUGGUGGAGAUAAGCCUUACAUAGCACCUGCAGACUUAGAACAAAAGCACCAAGAUCUUAAAGGAUUGGCAAUCAAACAUUUCCGUUCUGUGAAAAAGAUGGGAGGUGAGGAGUUCUGUCGUCGUUACCAGGACCAGCUUGAAGAGGAGCUUGAUGAAAUCUAUGCAAACUUUGUGAAGCACAAUGAUGGCAAAAACCUCUUCUAUGCCGCUCGUACACCAGCGACUCUAUUUGUUGUCAUGUUUGCUAUGUAUAUAAUCUCAGGACUGACUGGAUUCCUUGGCAUGAACUCCAUAGCAACCCUGUGUAACCUUGUGAUGGUCAUAACACUUGUCUCCCUUUGUACAUGGGCAUAUGUUAAAUACUCUGGGGAAUGCAGAGAAAUUGGAACACUCAUUGACCAGAUGGCGGAAGUACUAUGGGAACAGGUUAUAAAACCUCUUGGGGAGAAUUUGGUUGAGGAUACCAUGAGACAAUCCGUUACAAACUCUAUCAAAGCAGGCCUGACUGAACAGAUGUCUCAGCAUGCCAGAUUAAAAACAAACUGAGAGCUCACCUCAUCUCAUCUGCCUGUCCAUCCUAGACUUGCUUGCUGUACAACAAGAACUCAAUAAACCAAAGUUUACAUUUGACUAUAAAGCAGUAGUUUAGUCUGCUUGGAUUCCUAAUUUACUGCCAUCAUAUUGUGGGAAGAUAAUGGUGGGGGUACAAGAAAAGAAACUGAACUGUUUUAAAGAGUUUAUCUUUGAUUUGCUCCCACAAUGUCAUGGAAAGGGAAGAUCUUAACCACGGUUCUUUGUACCAGGGUCUGAUUUAUGGCAUUGUUUCCACUGUAAAAGGUUUUUCAGGGAAGUAUCAAAACUAUACAGAAAUCUUUUAAUAGAAUGUAUAAUCACACAAAGUCCCAUUAAACAUUUUAAUUUUCAGCAUUUAUAACAUGAAUCCAGUUGAUAUAUCAGCAGUAGCAGUCAACUGAGAACUCAUGUUUGAGCCACUUCAUUUAUCUGCUCUUGCAUUAGCGCCUUCUCUACCAGUAUUACCCAGAUGCAUGUUCUCCACAGCUGCUUCAUUUAGAGAUAACUAUGACAUUGUCCUGCUUUUUUCAGUUUAGAGACCUUGUCUUACAGGAUAUGCAUAUUAUGAAAAAAGCUGUUUUUCUCUGCAGUUUUAGCCUACAUGUAUAUACAAUAUGCCAUUAUUACUUAGGGGGGGGGAAAUCCAUCCAAAAAUAACAAAAUCCGUUUCCUACAGCUACAAAGCAAUGAGUUCAGAUUGUCUGUACAGUGUGUCUAGUUAUUUUUUUAAUCACAGGGCAUGUAUAAAAUAUAAAUAUAUAAAUACAAUUUUGUAUCAAAAGUUUUGUAGUUUAUGGCAAAACCUGGUUCUGUGAUAAGCUAAGUACAGUCCCUGUAAAGGAAUGUUUGUGGCUCAUGUAAAUGUGUGGAUGCAUAAAAAUAAUUUAGUUUUUUUGAUAUAUUUGUGAUAUUUACCUGCCUUGAACACUGCAAUCUCAUCCCAUGGGAAAUCAGUGGGAAUGUUUGUUGUGAUUGUCUUCAGUUACAUUUUAAAGUUAUUUCUUGUAAUUUAUUUUCUGGUACAUUAAAAUCAAAUGUGUAUAUAUGAAAUUAAACUCAUGAUUUUAUUU
Molecule: messenger RNA, 2776 nt
Organism: Protobothrops mucrosquamatus (brown spotted pit viper)
Lineage: Eukaryota; Metazoa; Chordata; Lepidosauria; Squamata; Viperidae
Gene: ATL2
Product: atlastin GTPase 2
Exons: 13
Coding region: 24-1679 (551 amino acids)
Biological process (GO): endoplasmic reticulum organization; protein homooligomerization
Molecular function (GO): GTP binding; GTPase activity
Source: RefSeq, a predicted model, not a curated record